Messenger RNA from Plasmodium relictum, 3954 nucleotides. Its product is annotated as phosphatase, putative. The transcript has a single exon. NCBI's taxonomy places the organism in Eukaryota, Apicomplexa, Aconoidasida, Haemosporida, Plasmodiidae. The record is from RefSeq and is a predicted model, not a curated record. The coding region runs from base 1 to 3954 and encodes 1317 amino acids. Gene Ontology annotation, molecular function: acid phosphatase activity; ferric iron binding; ferrous iron binding.
AUGAAUAUAACGAAUUUUGUUUUAAUUUUUUUUACUUACAUUUUUUUAAAGAAAGCUACAAGGGAUAAUAUUAAUCACAAUACAUUUGUAUUAAAUUAUAAAACAAAUGGUUUAUUGAAAAGAAAUGUUUUGGAAAAAGAAAAUAAUGAGAUUGAAGAUGAAGAAAAAAAAAAAAAAGAAUAUGAAGAAUAUAUAGUAAAUAAAGGAACAGAUGAAUUUGAAAAAUUAAAUUAUAAAUAUAUGGACUAUGUUAGCUUUUCGAUUAUUAAAAGUAAAAACAAAUUUAAGCAUGCUUUAAAUGAAUUUUUAGUUUUUCUUGGUGCUCAAUAUAAGGAUGAUGAAAAAAUCGUUGUUUAUGUAAGAUUAAUUGAUGUUUUAUCUUUAUUAUUUAUUCAUUUUAAGGAUAAUUUAAGCAAUUUUGAUCAUUUUAUAAAUAGUUUUCAAGAUAGGAACAAAUUUUUUAAUUUAAUUGAAACAGAAUAUUUUAAAGAAUUUAUCGACGAAAAAAAUUAUUUUGUUUUUACUUUAAAAAAUGCCUAUUUUAGAAUUAAUUCUGUAAAUAAUGAAAAAAAACAAAUUUUAAGUAAAAAAAAAAAAAUUUAUGAAAUUUUUUUGAGUAAUUGGAAAAAUGAUGGAUAUUGCUUUUAUGAUGUUAAUGACAAGAAAUCUUCUUAUUUACCAAAAAUAGUCGAUCCCAAUAAUCCAUGUAAAAGUAGUAAAGGAAAUUGUAAAAUAUUAAAGAAUGUUAAUUUGACUUGCGCUCCAACCAAAGGUAAACAUAAAAAUUUAAAUUCUGAAGUUACAAAAAUUCAUAGUUCUAGUGUUGAUGAAUCAACAAAUACAAAGGAAAAUGAAAUUAUUAAAAAAGAUAGUGGAAAUAAUGGAAAUAUAGAGGAUAGUUUAAUGAUUGAACCUAAUACAAAUAAUACUUGUGGUAUUUCUGAAAAUAAAGAAACUAUUGAGAAUAAAAAAGUUCAAGUAUCAUCUGAAGUUUACUAUAAAAUGAAAAAAAGCUUCUUUUUAAAUGGAAAUCCUUUAAAUAUAAUAGAAUUAAUAAAUUAUAUUACCACAAAUCAUAGUAAUGAAGUAGUUUCAAAACUUUAUGAAGGUUUGAAAGAAUUAGGUAUAGUUACCUUUGAACACAUUGUUAGAUAUACUAAUAUUAUAGGAAUAUUUUUUUCUUAUGAUAUUUUUGAUGAAUUAUAUUUACAAAUUAAGUUAAUAAAAGAGUUUUUUAAAAUUGAAGAGAAUAUAAAUAAAAAUGUUCCAGACACAGAAAAUACAGAAAAAAAAAAAAAAAUAUAUUAUGGAAAAUAUGAAAUGAGUGAAGAAGACACUUUUCUUCCACCUAAUUGUUUAACUACUUACUGUAAAUUAAAAUCUGUUUGGAUGCAAAAUAGAAACUUUACAGUAAAAAUUGAAAAAAGUAAUACUAAUAGUAUAAAUUUUAUGACAGUAGGAGAUAUUGGAUAUGGUUUUGAUAAAGAAAAAGGAGUAUCAUUAGAAAAUUUUUUAAGUUUUUUUGGUUUUAAUGAAUUAAAAAAUACAGCAGAUAAUAUGCAAAAAUGGCAUGCUGAAAAUAAAGCUGAUUUUGUUGUAAAUUUAGGAGACAAUAUACCAAAAAAUGAAUUCCAAGAUCAUAAUGAUAGUUAUGAAUGGCAUAAAUUAAUAAAGAAACUUUUUGUUUUUAAAAAAACUAACGAAUUACAAUUUAACAAUUCACAAGAAAACCAACCUUCAUAUGCUAAAAGUAUAGUUGAUUUUUACAGUGAAAAACUAAAAGGAGUUAUCUAUAAAGAUAAAAAUAAAGAUAAUCCAAAUAAAAAUAAAAAUUCUGAAUAUGCCGAUGAUAAUGAGAAUUAUUACAAUAGUUUUAUUGAAUCUCAUAAUAGUUUUUAUGAUAAUGAUGAAGUAAUUGAUGAAUCAUUUGAAGCAAUUCCAUUUUAUUCUAUAUUGGGAGAAAAAGAUUAUUUUAGUUUUCCUAGCGAACAGAUUCAAGAACAUUAUUCUGAUAAAAUACCAGGAUAUUUUAUGCCUAAUAACUAUUAUUCAGUCAAUUAUGAAUUUACUUUUAAUUCGUUACAGGAUAAUGAAAUUAACAGCAAUGAAAAAUUUAAGGCAUCAUUUAUUUUUAUUGAUACAUGGUCUUUAAUGAUUGGAUUUCCUAUAAUAAGAAGUUACAGAUCAUUUCGUGAACAAUUUAAUUGGUUAAGUAAAACAUUAUAUGAGAGCGCAAAAGAAAGCGAUUGGAUUUUUGUAUUUGGUCAUCAUCCUUUAAUAUCUAGUGGAAGAAGAUCUGACAAUUUUUCUUAUGAAGAACACUCUUUUAAUGAAAUCAUAAGGGAUUUUCUAUUCACCUAUAAGGUUGAUGGAUAUUUUAGUGCACAUGAUCAUUUAAUGGAAUAUAUAAAAUAUGGAAAAUUAAAUUUAUUUAUUAAUGGUUCUUCAUCAAGAAUAAUAUUUGAUGACUCCAAAAUGAGUAGAGGGUUUUUUGGAAAAAUUAUUGGAAAACUUUAUCCUGUUUCUUGUUAUGUAUUAAAAAAAAUUCACAGAGGGUUAAAACCAAAAGGAUGUAGCAUUAAUAGAUACACUAAAUGGUAUAAUAAAUCAGAUAUAGGAUUUAGCAUUCAUAAAUUAACAAAAAAAGAAUUUGUUACUGAAUUUAUAAAUGGAAGGAAUGGAAAACCUCUCAGUCAUAAAAUUGUUAUAAAAAAUAAAAAAGAUGAAAGAAAAAAGUUUUAUGAUUUAGAAGGUUAUGCAGAUGAUAGAAUUAAAGAGUUAGAACUCAAGAUACAAGAAUUUGUGUCAAAAAAUCCUGAUUUAGUAAAAUAUAAAAUUAAAGAAUUUGAAGAAAAUAACGAAAAAUAUAAUUUAAUUUUGAACAAAUUGAAAACAGAAGAGGAAAAAAAUAUUUUUAAUCAACUGCUUUUUUUAAAUAAUUUGGUGUUUGAUAUUUCAGAGUAUACUACUAAUUUACCUAUAAGUACAUUAGGAACUAUGUAUGAAAUGGUAGAUAAAUAUAAAAUUUUUUUUAAUAAGGAACUUCAUAAAUAUAUUCAUUCAUCUUUAGAAAAAGCCAUACAACAAGAAAAUAGUAGAGUAAAUGUUUCAGGUGAAGAAGAGAAUGAUGAAAUUGAAGAAAAAGGACAAGAUAGUUAUGUUGAUGAUGACGCUUCAAAAUUAAUAGAAUCUUUAGGUGUAGACCCAGGAAUUCUUGUAGAGAACUAUGAAAAAAUGACAUCUGAACAAAAAGAAUUUUUACAAAAACAAGUAGGUAAUGAUAUAAUAUUAGAAGAUUAUAUAAAUAAAAUUAAAUUAUAUUUGAAAAGAAAAGUAGAAAUGGAAGAAAAUAAGAAAAAUAAUGAAUUAGAACAAACAGAAUUAAAAACCAAAGAAGAGAAAGAGGAUGGAGAAGAAGAAGAAGAAGAACAGGAACAACAAAAAGAACAAGGAGAAGAACCACAAGAACAAGAACAACAAGGACAACAAGAACAAGGACAACAAGGACAACAAGGACAACAAGAACAACAAGAACAAGGACAACAAAAAGUAAAAGAAGAAGAAAAAGAAGGAACAAAUAAAGAAGAACCCAUGUUAGAGAAAGAAACGUAUAAACAAUUUAGAAAUUUAGUAGUAAAAGAAAGUAAAUUAUCAAAUCAAAAUUAUAUUUUAUUAAUGUUAGGUUCUCUUAAAAUAUAUGAUGAAAAUAAAUAUUCUUUAAAUAUAGAAUUAGAAAAAAAAAUUAUAAAAGAAGUUACAUCUUCAAAUUUUAUUAUGAAUAUAGAACCUAAAAAAACUUUUUUUCAUUUAUGCAUUGAAUUGGCACCAGAAAUUAAAAGGGUAGCUAACAACCUUGGGGGAGUAGGAAAAAAAAAACUUUUUUUUCACUUAAUUAAUAAAUUACAUGCAGAAAUAAUGAAGUUAAAAGAUGAACUUCAAAAAAUUUCUAUAUAA